AUAGGCGCACAGGCAAACAGUGCGGAGGAGACACACACACACACACACAGAGGCAGAGGAGCAGCGCUGCACCACUUUUAUUUACAAUAAAAGCUACAUGUCAGGCUCUGCUGUUGCGCAUCGCUCUGACUCACACUGACAGCCGGGAGACUACAGAUACUAUAGGAGGAACUGGGGAGAAAAAGUGCGAAUUAUCUGUAAAUCCAACUGGAGGUGUGGGAUUAUGUAUUCUGAUGAUGCCGAGGAGCCAAUUUCUGCUUCAGAUUUACAUCCAGAACAAGUCUGAAGUCAGAGGAUGACAGCUGCCAGUCCAGCCUGCAGCCCUUCCUCCUCCUCCUCCUCACGCUCCUCACCUGUUUGCCUCCCAGCAUGCCACAAACACCUGAGGAAAGGCGAAGCCCUCCGGACCAAACUGCGCCUGGGCUCUGCUCCAGGUGUUUGGCUUCUGCUGGGAGCCCUGGUGGUGCUGGUGGGAAUGAGCGUGGCGGUGGCGGGCUAUGUGUCGGCGGGACCGAAGCCGACGGGCAGACGGGGCAGCACCCAUGUCGAGAGGAUGAAGCUGGCUGGUCCUGUGGUCAUGGGGGUGGGCCUCUUCAUCUUCAUCUGCGCCGCCACACUGCUGUACGAGAACCGGGACCGUGAGAGCCUCACGCGGGACACGCCUGACGACUUGGAGGACCUGAAAGGAGGGAGCUGCUGGGAGGAUUCGCAAGAUCUGGAAGGGGAGCAGACGUCCUGGGCCACUCCGGUUCACAUACUCCCCCUCGCUAGCCAGAGCCCACCAUCACCACUUCCUCCUCCUCCUCCAUCUCCUCCUCACUCCAACAGACACAGCAUCAGUACCAAAGCGUCACUGCCACCUCCUCCUGACGCAGGAGGCGCAAACAGAGAGGAGGACGACAGAAAGGAAGAGGAGAAGGGAAAGUCUAUCCUGCUGACCCGUGUUCUGCACCACCAGGAGCCCACUCCUCACCCGCCCUCGCCCUGCCUGUCCAUCUCUGGUGGCUCAGACCGCUCAGACUCGAGCGAGGUCAACUUUAAUGUACGGACAGACUCUGAGCUGCCUCAGCACUGACCUACCAACUUCAAAAAACAAGCACAGAGACUAUGCAUUCUUCAAUAAAGAAGAUAAAAUAUGUUUA
Austrofundulus limnaeus is the source of this 1142-nucleotide messenger RNA. Its product is annotated as transmembrane protein 200C. The transcript is spliced from 2 exons. Bases 296 to 1075 code for a protein of 259 amino acids. NCBI's taxonomy places the organism in Eukaryota, Metazoa, Chordata, Actinopteri, Cyprinodontiformes, Rivulidae. The record is from RefSeq and is a predicted model, not a curated record.